AAGCCAACUGGCCCGGGUGGAAGGCAUUCAACACGCGUUAUAUGCAGAUGACAUUACAAUUUGGACCACUGAGGGGAGCCUGGGGGACAUGGAGGCCCGCCUUCAGCAGGCCGCUUCCAUAGUCGAUGCGUAUGCUAUGGACUGUGGGCUCCAAUGCGCUCCAGCGAAAUCAGAGCUUCUGCAUGUCAGAGCGAACCCAAAGGAUAGGACAGCAAUUCACAUCUCUCUGUCAGGAGGUCCUAUUAGAGAGGUGGAGGAGCUCCGUAUUCUGGGCCUUUUCAUUCACCACAGACUCAGACCGGACUCCACCAUUGUGAAACUCAAGAGAGUAGGCGAAUAGGUAGGGCGUAUGAUCCGCCGCGUUUCCAACAAGCGGGGCGGUCUGCGGGGCAGGGACGCGCUUCGGCUCGUCUAUGCCUUCGUGACUAGCCGGAUCCUCUACGCCGUGCCAUAUCUCCGCACUACUAAGCAAGACGAGGCGCGAAUAGACGCCAUCAUCCGCAAGGCAACUAAGCGAGCCCUGGAUCUCCCGGUGGCUACCUCUAAUGCCAAACUGAAGGCAUUGGGGGUGCUAAACUCCUACCAGGAGCUGAGGGAGGCCCACCUCGUGAACCAGUACACCCGGCUCAUGCAGACGGCCCCUGGGCGCCGCCUGCUAAACCGCUUACACAUCCAACACGACUGCACUCCAGAGGAGACGGAGCGUAUCCCAGUACUGUGGCGCCAUAUGCUCAGGGUCUCCCCACUCCCCCGUAACAUGGACACCGACAUGCACGAAAACAGACGACAAGCGCGGGCUCGCGCUCUUGAGAGACAACACGGCUCCCGACCCGGUGUAUAUUAUGUAGACGUAGCAGGGCCGUCGCCCACGGGAUUUUACACGGCCGCUGUUGUUCACCAGGAAAUGCACGUCGAUGGACUCUCUUUUCGAGCCCCGAAUUCAAUGCGAGCCGAGGAAGUAGCGAUAGCGCUUGCUGCCGCCCACGCCAAUUCGAGAAUCAUCAUUACGGACUCCCGAAAAGCAUGUGAUCAUUACUUGGCUGGGGAGAUCUCCCCAUUAGCUGCUUGCAUUCUAAGACGGACUGCCACUGAUCCAACACCGAAAAGAAUCAUUUGGGCUCCUGGCCAUCAGGGCGUACGAGGUAAUGAGGCCGCUGACGCGGCUGCCCGAGCGCUUAUUUACCGGGCUCCUCAUCCCAGCUCUUCUGGCUCGGAGACUAAGCAGCCGCUGCUGCGAUUCAGGGAAAUAAUAACGCAUUAUAGCGACAACCACCGCCUUUUCCCAGCCCCUGCCAAGGGGCUGAGUAAGACGGAGGAGCGAACUUUAAGGCGCCUGCAGACAGGUACUCUGCUCUGUCCUGCAAUCUUAAAGCAUUACGAUCCUAACACGGAUGGGCGAUGCCCGCACUGUGGGGAGACCUGUGAUAUCUUCCACAUGGUGUGGGCAUGUACUCAAAAUCCCCACCUCCCCCCUUCCCCUACCCCUUCCAGAGAGGCAUGGGAGACUGCCCUCCUCAACUGCUCCUCGCUUGAGUCCCAAAGGGCUCUGGUGAAACGGGCGAGAGACGGGGCAUUGUCAUGCGAUGUCCCGGACUAGGGACGCCGACCAUGUAGCGGGGCCACUCUGUGGCUCCCAAACUCUCUUGCAGCAAUUAAAAGUUUUCACCACCACCAACACAGAUGCUCGCUUGUCCGGCGAGCGGGGCCGCUCAAGAUCGAGGCACCGCGGUCGCCUGUCGUCACGAUCGCGAGGACGCUCCAGGAACCCGAGCCAGAGAUCCUCGUCAAGAAGACGAUUCGCCCACAGCCCACGAGUUGGCGGUAAUCAUCGGUUGACGUGGGCCCAACGAGUUCAGCAGCACCAACAACAGGAGCGACAAGAACAGCAGCACCAACAGCAGGCCGCCAGCCAGGUGAGUCCGAUGGCACGGCCAGAGCAAGUAGAAAUAGCAAAUACGAUUAAAAGACUAGAACACGAAAACAAAGAGUUAAGGCAAACAAUCACACAACUCGUCGAGGAAAUCAGACAACUCAAAACGCCACCACCCUCCGACUCUAAUCGAACCGAAGCCACAUCAGAACCGAUGGUACUAGAAGUACCGGUCGAGGAAUCCACGCGCAAUCCACAUAAGAGAAGAGCCAUGGCAAACACACAUCCAUUGAGCACGGACAGUGACAUUAAGGAAAUCAAGGAACUGCUCGGCGGGCUUACAACUACCAUCGCGUCACUGCAGGAAGGGCAAGACAAACUUGCGACGACUGUAGGGACCCUCAAGGAAGAUUACGACAGGAUAACGUUACAAAUCAAUCACAUGAUGGAGACGAUCAACAUGCAUGGGGCAAGGCUCAACACGCUAGAAAUGGCAGACCACCCGUCUGUGACGUCACAGUCUACUCGGGCGUUAUCGCUCGAUAGACAAAGCAACAACGUGGCCUCACAAAGGCCACCCCACGCAAACAACAAAGAUGGCUGUGCAAACUGAAACUUUUCGCCUUUGGCAAUGGAAUUGUAGGGGCUACGUCCGCAAAAAGGCCCCCCUGCAACAAUACAUUCGAGCCAAAAAAGACAAACCCCAAGUCAUUCUCCUACAAGA
Dermacentor andersoni is the source of this 2594-nucleotide messenger RNA. RefSeq lists its product as uncharacterized. The record is from RefSeq and is a predicted model, not a curated record. Gene Ontology annotation, molecular function: nucleic acid binding. Lineage: Eukaryota; Metazoa; Arthropoda; Arachnida; Ixodida; Ixodidae.